Molecule: messenger RNA, 390 nt
Organism: Diospyros lotus (date-plum)
Lineage: Eukaryota; Viridiplantae; Streptophyta; Magnoliopsida; Ericales; Ebenaceae
Exons: 1
Coding region: 1-390 (129 amino acids)
Source: RefSeq, a predicted model, not a curated record
AUGCAGCAGAUAGAGAUAGUCCGUAAGAACAUGAAAGCGGCUCAAGACCGACAAAAAAAGUACGCAGAUCGUCGGACCCGACCUUUGGAAUUUGAGGAAGGAGAUCUAGUGUACCUUCGAGCUACUUCAAUAAGCCUAGCAUUUAGACAUCAACGAAGGGGAAAAUUGGGACCUCGGUAUUUGGGACCAUACCAAAUCAAGGGUCGAGUUGGACCGUUUGCCUAUCGUCUGGAGUUAUCAGAGGCAUUGACCGAACUGCAUGAUGUGUUUCAUGUUUCCCAAUUACGAAAGCAUAUAUACAAUCUGGACGUGGAAGUGCGUGUUGAGGAUGUUGAACUUCAACUUGAUAUGACAUUCGAGGUGCAACCUGUACGAGUGCUGGAACGUUAG